CAGUUCAGUGAACCAUUUUUCCAAUACAAUAUAGUGAAAGGUUGUAUUAGCUAGCAAAAACAACAUCAAAGACACCGAUACAUGUGAAUCCAACCGAGUUAUUAACAAAUGAGAAAAUCGAUGACGAGAAUCGAUCAACGAAGUUAGGCCCUUAUGAUUCUGAACGUUUGAUCUAUGAAGCUUUCCCUCCAUCCAAUCCCAGUGAGUUCUGACUGCACUCAACUGGUGACAAAGCGUAAGAGAGCUCAGAGAAAAUGUCAAAUUCAUCACGCUCUGUAUGGUUCAGUCGGGCUCAAACGGUCAUGUCAAGCAGAUCAGCAUUUUUUUUCCUCAGCCGGAAUAGUUUGAUAAAAUUAAAUCUGUAGUUUCAGAAUUUCAAUCAAGAACCUCACCACGUAGAAGAAACGCACCCAAUUUGCUAUAGAUAUUGAACCUCCGGAUAAUCGAACCAAAGCGAUUGAUAAGAAGUUUCAAGCCUGGUUCACAAAAUCUCACCGGCUGAAUGGCUUGUUUUGCUCAUCUUCCUAAUGAGGUCCUCGAAAACGUGUUUCAGUAUCUAGAUUUCAAGAAUCGUAAGAACCUUUCCUUAGUUUGUAGUCGAUGGAAUUACGUUCUGUUGUCGGAACGAUAUCUGAGAAAGCAUGCUAUCUUGCAUAUUGAGGGUUGUCGCGUGCUGGACGGAAAGACACAAUUCAGAAGGGAAUAUGAAGCCUUAUCGAUUAAGUUGAAUCGACAGUAUUGCAAUGAAAUGGCGAAAAACCUUAGGUUGAUUUAUACCAUUUGUGCGAGUCCUGUGUAUCUAAGGGUAGAAAAUUUGUGUACAGAUCAAAGGUUUGGAUUGAUUUUUGAUACAGUUUACUUCAGUCAUGAAAAUAUAGAAAAUUUACAUUUGAUAGGAACAUGUAAGACGGAAAAAGGUUUCUUAUGCAGUACCUUAAACAAUCUUAAGGUGCUGAAAGUAGAAUCUAAUUACGUUGAAUAUUUUAGGUUGAUUGCGCCAAACUUGGUCGAAUUAUAUUUAUAUGUAUGCUCAGAAGAACACAUGGAUCUACUACCCCAAUUCGCCGACCAAUUGAAGAAACUAGAUAUAGUAUUUGAUAGCAAAGAUAUUUAUUACUUAUACAACUUAAAAUUUCCCCAUAUAACCGAUCUGUCGGUUGAUAGAAAAUUGAAAGGAAUGACCAAAAGUGAACAGGACAUCAGCAUCGCCUUCUAUAAGCGAUUUAAACAGCUUCAGAAGUUGAAGCUAUCUGUAAAGUUCAUCGACAGUUACGUAAUGCAAAUGAUUUCAACGAGCAUAUCAAAUUUGACCGAACUGACUUUGCAAGUAAUCGAAGGAACGAUCGAACUAUCGAACAUAAGUAAACUGGUGAACUUGGAGAAGUUGACCAUCGAAGCAGAGAAAGUAAACCUUCUAGAUGCCAAAUUUCCACGCUUGAAGCAGUUGCUUCUUGGUUCUGCGAAUUUUCGUACCGGUACUUAUGUGUAUGCCUUCGAAAGCCUUAUGGUUUUUAAUAAAAUGCGAGUGCUUGCUCUACACAACGUCAAGUUCUAUCCUGAAGUACUCAAACUAACCCCGUCGUAUAAUGUUGAAAAAUUGUUUAUAACGAAUUUCAAAAGGUUAGAAGAAACGCAUUUGCAGAUUCUUAUCAAACGAUUUCCCGCUAUAAGGUGGCUCAAAAUAGCGCAUUGUCCUGGUUUCACGCAGCGCGAAGUUGAAAAAAUCAAACGAAUGAAUCCCAAGAUGUGCGUUGCUUUCGAUGAAGUUUCCCAAGGACGUCUGUGAU
Messenger RNA from Ochlerotatus camptorhynchus, 1787 nucleotides. RefSeq lists its product as uncharacterized. Lineage: Eukaryota; Metazoa; Arthropoda; Insecta; Diptera; Culicidae. The record is from RefSeq and is a predicted model, not a curated record. The coding region runs from base 503 to 1786 and encodes 427 amino acids. Gene Ontology annotation, molecular function: protein binding. The transcript is spliced from 4 exons. Gene Ontology annotation, biological process: positive regulation of protein ubiquitination.